Messenger RNA from Archocentrus centrarchus (flier cichlid), 2135 nucleotides. RefSeq names its product piggyBac transposable element-derived protein 4-like. The record is from RefSeq and is a predicted model, not a curated record. The transcript has 3 exons. NCBI's taxonomy places the organism in Eukaryota, Metazoa, Chordata, Actinopteri, Cichliformes, Cichlidae. Bases 121 to 1944 code for a protein of 607 amino acids.
UCCCUCCCGCAGACACACACACACUCACACACACUCAGCAUACUCGGCUCGGUGCAGAGAGCGCUGCAGCGAAACAACAGUGCAGAGAAACGGAGCAAAGAAGCGAAACAUAUUUAACAAAUGUCUGAAGAACAGUUCUGCCCGGUGAUAAACCCACCACUGAUGUCUGGAGAUGGAUUGGAGACCGAAGGAGCAGCGGAAGGUGCAGCUUCUGGCGAAGAAGGAUUCCCUUGUGAUAAGGAGCAGCCAUGCCCAAGUGGAGGAGACGCUCAGGGCCACAGAGGGAGGGGCCGUAGAGGGAGGGGCCGUAGAGGGAGAGGCCAUGUGGCUGCUGGAGGCUCUAGUGGUACAACCAGAGAUCGAAGCCGCUCACCACUCAAGCUGAGAUGGAGGACUGAGGCAGAGCCUGAUGAUGGAGUCCCUCAGCCGCUGAGGUUUAUCCCCAAACGGACCCCUGGUGUCCAACCCCCCCUCAAUAGUGGGAACCCUUCCCCAGGGGAAAUUUUUUCACACUUUUUUGAUAGUGCAGUUCUCAAACUCCUCUGUGAUAACACAAAUAAGAGUGCAGCCUUAGGGAAGGAGGACGGGAAGAAGUUCAACUGGACUAAAAUAAAUCCAGAGGAAAUGAAGAAGUUCAUUGGCUUGUUAAUAUUCAUGUCAGUCUUGCGCCUCCCUAAAAUGAGUGACUUCUGGCGUAGAGAAACCAUCUUUCACGUGCCAUUCCCUGCCACCAUCAUGGCCCGAGACCGGUUCAUGGCCAUUCUAAGCAACCUUCACAUUACCGACCCAGAGCAAGAUAAGAUAAAUGAGGCGAAAAGGGGCACAGGGGACUACGACCGUCUCCACUGGGUCAGACCUCUUAUGGAGAUGAUAUCCUUAAGGUGCAAGGCCGUGUACCACCCAAGACAGCACAUUUCAGUGGAUGAGAGGAUGGUGGCAACAAAGGCCAGGCUCAGAUUCAAACAGUACAUGAAGUUCAAGCCAACAAAGUGGGGGCUGAAGUUUUUUGUCCUUGCUGACAUAAAUGGCUACACCAUCAACUUCCAGCUCUACUCGGGUAAGUCAAAAAUGGCUUCAGGAAAGGGGCUCUCGUUUGAUGUUGUGACAAGUUUGGUCAAAAAAGACUACCUGGGGUCUGGGUAUAUUGUUUAUACCGACAAUUUCUACACCACUCCCCGCCUCUACCGACACCUGAGUCAGCAGGGAUUCGGAGCUUGUGGGACGUACAGGGAGGGGAGAAGUGGUGUCCCCACCGCCUGCAAAAAUGCCCUCACCAAGAAAUCCCCACGAGGCAGUAUCCGGUGGCUCAGGGAUGGGGAUCUUCUCUUUGUCAAGUGGAUGGAUAGCAGGGAAGUCUCCCUGUGCUCCACCGUCCACUCAGUGUACAGUGGGGACCAAGUGGAACGCUAUCAGAAGAACGAGGAUGGGAGAACAGUGCAGAUCACAAUCCCCAGGCCCACCAUAGUGACUGAGUACAAUAAGUACAUGGGAGGAGUGGAUACCUCUGACCAGCUGAUUGGAACAAGUUCAGUCCACCGGAAAACAAGGAAAUGGCCUACCACUAUUUUCCAGCAUAUGGUUGACAUUGCUAUGACAAACUCCUUUGUCAUCCAUAAGGAUCAGUGUGCCACAAUACAGGAGAAACCUAUGACGCAUCAGUGUUUCGAGGAGGAGCUUGCUGCAUACCUCCUGGGAGUUCCUCUGAAAAAUGAGCCCAAGAAGACCCCAGGAGACAAACACUUCCCUGUCCCCACGAGGACUGGGCAGAUCAAAUCACAGAGAGCCAGCAUGGGGAGACGACGUUGCAAAAUCUGUCACAGGUGCACUGCCUGGAUGUGUGCGUCCUGUGAGGUGGGCCUGUGUCUGCAGCCAGAUAGGAACUGUCACUGGGAGUACCAUCAAGGAAGUCACUCUGUGAACCCACUCCAAACCGAAUCCCCCUGAAGGGAUCGUAGGCACAGCAGGUGGGAUCCAAAACAGGAAACGGAUCACAGAUUCAGGUCGGAUAAGACCUAGAAUCAGCACAGGCUCCAGCCAUGUCCCAGCUCAUCCCGUCUGGAUCCGUUCAUAAUGGCUUUAUUUUUCUACUUCUUAUAACAUGUUAUUAAUAAAACUUUACACUCAUUAAAGACUUG